Messenger RNA from Trichogramma pretiosum, 2274 nucleotides. It is a transcript of the gene Mon1, whose product is annotated as vacuolar fusion protein MON1 homolog A. Lineage: Eukaryota; Metazoa; Arthropoda; Insecta; Hymenoptera; Trichogrammatidae. The coding region runs from base 402 to 1961 and encodes 519 amino acids. The record is from RefSeq and is a predicted model, not a curated record. Gene Ontology annotation, biological process: protein targeting to vacuole; endosome to lysosome transport via multivesicular body sorting pathway. The transcript has 7 exons.
AUCUCAACAUCCCUUUAUGCGCAAUUAGCAUCGAGCGUGUGAGCACAAUUAAAAAUGUCACUCGUAUUAUGUACUCUCGUUUGCAAGACCGCACUGAUUCCGUGUACAGUGAAAUGUGAAUGCGUAUGUGCUACUAUGUCGGUAUGUGUAAACAUCGAAUCAGCUGCUCGCAUAAAAGCGGCUCAUUGUCUCACUUUACAGAUUGAGCAGUGCAAAACUAAUAUGUUCGUCUCGCGUCGCUGAUUAACCGAGUCAGAAGAUAAGCUGUCGCUUACGAUCGACGAUAGCCAAGCUCCAAUUUUAACCAAGUGUUCGUCGUCGCGUGCUUUCGACCGAUCGCAACUCUGUAGCUUUUAAAGUGUACCAAACUGCAGAACUUGGAAAAACUCGGGCUGGCCAGGAUGGCCAGCUCCGCAUCCGGGAGUAGCAGACGAGUGUCCGCCGAGGAGGUGUUGGUCGUUGAGGCUGGCAUCGAGCCCGGCGCCUCGUCCGAUCCGAUCCUCCUCACGACUGACAGUUUCGAGGAGGUCGAACAAGAGCUCAACAGCGUCGGUAUCGAUGAUCCGCAACCAGGUUCUUCCUCCCAACUGCAGCAGACACCCAACAGCCCGGUUAAACGAGUUUCAACUUUCGAAACUCUCGAGCAAGCCUCUUCUGUCAAUUCCGAUGAAACUGAUGAACUGGCUCAACAGUUGGCACAGGAGCACUUGGAUUGCGACCCCUUGAAAUCCAAGGAGUGGCUGGCCCAAAACAAACACAUUUUUGUACUUAGUCAGGCUGGUAAACCCAUAUACUCUAGGUUCAGUUCGGAAGACAAGCUAGUCACUGUAAUGGGUGUAAUGCAGGCUCUUGUAUCAUUCGUUCAAGCUGGCAACGAUAUGAUCAGGUCUAUUCAUGCUGGUGAUACUAAUUUUGUAUUUAUUGUAAAAGGACCUCUUAUUUUGGUAGCAGUGUCUAAAACCAAAGAGAGUGUGUCACAACUAGUUCUGCAACUAACGUACGUUUACAAUCAAAUAUUAUCUAUUUUGACUCAAUCCCAGCUGACAAGAGUGUAUGAACAAAGAAGAAAUUUUGAUUUGAGGCGACUAUUGACUGGAAGCGAACGACUCAUAGAUCAUUUAUUGAACUUUAUGGAGCGGGAGCCUGCUUUUUUACUUGGUGCAGUCAAAUGUUUACCACUUCAACCAGCAAUGCGAGAUUCUAUAACACAAACUAUUGUACAAACUUGUGGGAAAAUCAAGAACUUAGUCUUUGCAAUUCUAUUAGCUAAUAAUCAGUUAAUAACAUUAGUUAGAAUGAAAAAAUUUUUCAUUCAUCCAGCAGAUCUUCAUCUAAUCCAAAAUUUAGUAGACAGUUCAGAAUCCUUCAAGGCUGCAGAAAGCUGGACUCCAAUUUGUUUACCCAGAUUUGAUUCCAAUGGUUUCAUGCAUGCUCAUGUCUCCUAUCUAGCAGAAGAUUGCCAAGCUUGUUUAUUAUUACUGACCGUUGAUAGAGAUGUAUUUUUUACUUUAUCUGAAGCUAAACAGAAAAUUGUUGAGAAAUUAAGACGAACAAAUUGUUUAGAAGCAAUAAAUGAAUCUAUGAAUAAGACUUCCAUUACAACUGCUGAAAUUGGAUUACCAGAAAUGAGACAUGUUUUAUACAAAUGUAAGAGCACUGCUCAAUUCUGGAGCCCAGGGUUCCAAGCUCCAUAUAAUAAUGAAAAAGAAAUCCAAAGACUUAUUGGAUGUUAUCAAUGUUUACACCAUAGACUACAUGUACCUAAUAGACCUUUGAAAUUACUCUUCCAACAAACAGAUAAAGAAACAAUGCUAGCUUGGGUAACAUCAGGGUUUGAGUUGUACACUACUUUUGAACCAUUGGUCACUAAAACUGAUGCUAUAAAUAGUAUAGGGAAAUUGUUAAAAUGGAUAAAAAAGGAGGAAGAAAGGCUUUUUAUACUAAGUUCGCCGACAUUUUAAGCCUGACAAACAUGAAUUUAUAUCAUAAGAAGGAAUAUAUUUUUUUGAAAUACUUGAAAUCAUCAUAAAAAAAGAGAUAGUUCUUUAACGACGUGCAAUAUAUGAAUCAUUUCGUGUUUAAAAUAGAGGAUUGUUAAAUUUUGACAAAGCUUUCACUUUUCAUUCCCAUUAUAAAAUACUUUGUUUGACAAGAGAAGAAAUGAAAUAAAUCGUAGGAAUGAAGUGGCAAAUUAAAAUUUUUUAAUGCAUGUACAUAGUUGAGUAAUCAACUUGUUAUCUAUUAUGAUGCAUCAUCUUUGUACUCUGUAAAUAC